Molecule: messenger RNA, 426 nt
Organism: Molossus molossus (Pallas's mastiff bat)
Lineage: Eukaryota; Metazoa; Chordata; Mammalia; Chiroptera; Molossidae
Product: c-Myc-binding protein-like
Exons: 1
Coding region: 4-315 (103 amino acids)
Biological process (GO): regulation of DNA-templated transcription
Cellular component (GO): nucleus
Molecular function (GO): transcription coactivator activity
Source: RefSeq, a predicted model, not a curated record
ACUAUGGCUCAUUACAAAGCCGUUGACUCGAAGCACGAGCAGUUCCAGCGGUACUUGGAGAAGUCGGGAGUGCUGGACACGCUGACCAAGGUAUUGGUAGCCUUAUAUGAAGAACCGGAGAAACCUAAUAGUGCUUUGGAUUUUUUAAAGCAUCACUUAGGAGCUGCUACCCCAGAAAAUCCAGAAAUAGAGCUGCUUUGCCUAGAAUUGGCAGAAAUGAAAGAGAAAUAUGAAGCUAUUGUAGAAGAAAAUAAAAAACUGAAAACAAAGCUUGCUCAGUAUGAACCACCUCAGGAGCAGAAGCCUGCUGAAUAGGAUUCUUCUCAGUUGAAAAGACACUGAAAAAUGGUUUUGUAAGACUUGAAUAGUUUGUAUAGUAUAUAAUCUUUUCUGAACAGAUGCUAUAAAACUCUUUUAAUAUGUUAA